Molecule: messenger RNA, 1527 nt
Organism: Closterium sp. NIES-65
Lineage: Eukaryota; Viridiplantae; Streptophyta; Zygnematophyceae; Desmidiales; Closteriaceae
Source: the annotation of a GenBank genome assembly
AUGCCCCUCCCGCCCUUAACAUGCCCCUCCCGCCCUUCCCUCAGCCUCGUGCUGCACUGGAAGCUCGACGGGCCGCAAAGCCUAGCCAUGGCGGUCGAGGCGAAGGCGGGGAGCGGUGUAUCGACCAAUAAAGGCUGGUUCGCGAUAGCGUGGAGCAAGACGGGGUACAUGCUCCCUGCCGAUGGUGUUGUGGGUGUUGCGGGAAACGGCCGACCCUCGGCGUACGCGUUAGAAGGCUACAGUCAAACCACAGUUGCGCCCACCUCGAGGUUUAGCCUUGGGAAUGCCGCGCUCGCGUGGGGACCAAGUGGCAUCGUGAUGAGGUUCACGCGGAACGGCACGGACGGGGUGGUUCCAGUGACUUACAGCGGGGCGAAUCAAAUCAUCUGGGCGUUCGGUUCGAGCGGCAGGCCAACCGAUCAUGGCAUGAACAGGGGCGGUAAAGCUGUGGACUUCUCGUGUCUCCCCGCGCCCACCCCCCCUCCUCCUCCCCCCAAGCCAUCCCCCAAACCAUCCCCAAAACCUUCCCCCAAGCCAUCCCCGAAGCCCGCACCCCAGCCUUCCCCCAAGCCCUCCCCCAAGCCGUCCCCUCCGCCAUCUCCUCCCCCGUGCAAGCCCUCUGCGUGCAAGGCAUCGACCCUCCCCGGCUUCACCAGCUCAGUGGACCUCACGGGUAAAGGGUGCGUGUGUGUGGUGGGUGAGGGAGUCGUGGUGGUUGCGACAUUUGACCAUGUGAGCGCAAGCCAUGUGAGUGCAAGCCAUGUGAGUGCAAGCCAUGUGAGUGCAAGCCAUGUGAGUGCAAGCCAUGUGAGUGCAAGCCAUGUGAGUGCAAGCCAUGUGAGUGCAAGCCAUGUGAGUGCAAGCCAUGUGAGUGCAAGCCCUCUGCGUGCAAGGCAUCAACUCUUCACGUCGUCACCAGCUCAGUGGACCUCACGGGUAAAGGGUGAGUGCGGUGGUGGUGGGUGUGUGAUCGUGGGAGAGCGCUUUGUGCUCCACUGGAAGCGCCAGGGGCGGCAGAGUUUGUCUCUAGCGGUGGAGGCGAAGGCCAGAAGUGGGGCCCACAAGGGCUGGUUCGCCCUGGGCUGGUCCAAAACGGGCUUCAUGUCCCCUGCUGACGUGGUGGUUGGGAACCUCGCCACGUCAGCAUCGCCUCCUGCCAAGUCAGCAGCAGCUGUGGCGGCCUAUGGGAUAACCGGCUAUGCUGCGAGUGCCGUGAAACCGUCAAGAAAGUUUGCCAUUGCACCGACUGGGUUCAGCUCGACAGCAAGGGGUGCAAUCAUGAGGUUUGUGCGCAACAGCACUGAUGGGACCGUGCCUGUGAAGUACAAUGGAGUGAACCGCCUCAUCUGGGCCUUCUCCCCUGAUGGCUCCAAGAUUCUCGCCUACCACAACAAGAACUGGUACGUGCUGUUUGAAGCUACACCCCCUCACUCCCCCGCCUCCAACCACUUGCCAUCGCCCCACUCUCCCCCCACUUUCUCCCCUGAUGGCUCCAAGAUUCUCGCCUACCACAACAAGAACUGGUAG